AUGGAAGAAUUAGAUGCAGGAACGCGUCUAAUUAUCAAAAAUAUGCAAACAGUAUGUCUGCAAGAGGAACUAAGAAGCAUUAGUUCUCACGGAAGCCCUACGAAGCAAGGGCCACUGCAGCAUCUCAAUCCAGUGAUUGAAGAUGGCUUAAUUCAUGUAACAGGCCGAUUGAACUUGGCCGAUCUACCCGAAGAGCAGAAGCAACCCAUCUUGAUUCCAAGGGAGCAUCCGUUCUCCAAAAUAAUACUAUUGAACCUACACGUUUUAAAUAAGCAUGCUGGCCUUGAAAUAGUCUUAGCUGAGUUUCAACGCAAAUAUUGGAUGCGUGGUGUUCGUAAAACUGCACAAGCAGUCCUACAAAAAUGUGUACGAUGCGCGCGAGCCAGACCGCGCAGAUUCGAGCAGCUGAUGGGCCAGCUUCCUAGACCCAGGGUUAACCCCUCUGCAGCUUUCAGUCACACUGGUGUAGAUUUGUGUGGACCAUUCCAUGUCCUACCAAGUCAGCGAGCAAAAUCUAAACUUACCGUAUACGCCUGCAUAUUUGUAUGCUUUUCGACCAAAGCAGUACAUCUCGAAGUUGUGGAAAGUCAGUCCACUGGAGCUUUUAUAGCAGCCAUGAUACGAUUCGUAUCAGUUCGCGGUAGACCAGAAGUGAUCUACUCUGACAACGGCCGUAAUUUCGUGGGAGCUAGCAGAGAGCUUGCGGAGCUACUGAAAGUAUACAACACGGAGCUGUUUCAGCAUGAAAUUGUUGGAAUGGCCGCUGAAGAAGGAAUCAGAUUUUCCUUCAUCCCUCCCAGGAGCCCGAACUUCGGUGGGCUAUGGGAAGCCAACAUAAAGGUGGCUAAACGUCUCUUCACGGCAGCCGCGCAAGGUUCCAGCUUUAAUAUAUUGGAACUACAAACGGUUUUCUAUCAGGUAGCGGCCAUCAUGAAUUCACGCCCGCUCACAACGGUGUUCUCGGAAGCUGGAGCUCCAGAACCACUGACGCCAGGGCACUUCCUAAUAGGAAGGGCCUUGACAGCUAUACCCAUUCCGUCGGCUCAUUUAGAAGAGCAUAGCGCGGCGAUGGCAGAACGAGUAUCUGCAACAUCUUCGCUGUGUAGCGAAAUGGACUAG
This is a messenger RNA of Uranotaenia lowii, 1119 nucleotides long. RefSeq lists its product as uncharacterized. The transcript has a single exon. Gene Ontology annotation, molecular function: nucleic acid binding. Gene Ontology annotation, biological process: DNA integration. Bases 1 to 1119 code for a protein of 372 amino acids. Lineage: Eukaryota; Metazoa; Arthropoda; Insecta; Diptera; Culicidae. The record is from RefSeq and is a predicted model, not a curated record.